AUGGACGAGCCGCAGGAGGAGCAGGCACCCCCAUCGGCGCCCUCACCCAGAGUGGCAGAGUCCAAGACGCAUGGUGACCGUCCAUCUCCUGCAGUGGCCCAUGGCGCCAUCGUCCUCCCAGAAACCACCGAUCAGCCUCAAGGCUCCACGGUGUACCCGGCACGCGUCCCGUCCUGCAGCGCCAGCUCUUCCCAGCAGGUCGGACACCAAUCCACCCCCUCGGAUCUCUCUGGCGACCGAGUCUUUCCUAUCCGAUCCGUCGUCAGCGUCGACCCUUCAUCGACAAAGGGUUCGAUGGCCGGAGAUGACCGUUCCUCGCCCUUCUUCGUCGAUCCCGACGGUCGAGAUGGCUCUCAUCGUCCGGGUAAGCCUCGAAGGGAGCCUUCGACGGCUGGCCUCCCGUCUUCCAUCACGGCAGCCGGUGAUCGAGCGGCUCGCCUGCGGACGAAGCGGCCCAUGAGCGGCCCCUUCUCGAGCAUACAGGCCGAUGCUGCGAGGCAGGGAACCGUGCCUCCCCUGUCUCUGAACGUUGUCAUGUCGGACCGGGAAUCCGAUGCGUCCGGCUCCCAUGACGGCGAUCUCUCCUCCUCCGUCUCUGCUACCGCCCCGCCCCGGCCGGAGAGCCCCUGUACCGUGUCAGGACCAGAGUCCCUGGCCGAGUUGCCUCAUGUCACCACGCGCUUCACUCACAUCGAAACCGAGGAUGGCCACGCCGUCAUCACCGGGCGGGACGGCACCUUGCAGCGUUGCGAGGACGAGCCCAUCCAUACCCCCGGCGCCGUCCAGGGGUUUGGCGUCCUCCUGGCCCUCCGAGAGGAGGACGAAGGCUGCUUCGUCGUCCGCUAUGUCAGCGAGAACUCGGAACGGAUGCUCACCUACAGCCCCAAGCAGCUGUUUGAGCUCAAAAACUUCAUGGAUAUCUUGACCGAGGAGCAGCAGGACAACCUGCUCGACCACAUAGACUUUAUUCGCGACGAGGAUGCCGAUCCUUCCGUCAACGGACCCGAGGUCCUCAGCCUCUCGAUCCGACCACGUCAGAGGACGAGGACCAUCAAGCUCUGGUGUGCCAUCCACAUCAACUCGGCCCACCCCGAUCUCGUCAUAUGCGAGUUCGAGCUCGACGACGACCGGCAGUAUCCGCUCAGACCCGAGGACGAGUCGACUCCAGAUACGCCGCACGAUACCUUGCAUUCGAACCCGACGUUGGAGGAGAUUGAGGAGAGCACCGAGAUACUGAACAAGCCCCUCCGUGUCUUGCGAAGUGCCCGGAAGCAGCGAGGCGAGCAGGGUGCCAUGCGCGUCUUUGACAUCCUGUCGCAGGUGCAGGAGCAGCUUUGCGCCGCCUCCACGCUCGACAGCUUCCUCAAGGUUCUCGUCGGCAUCGUCAAGGAGCUCACCGGUUUCCACCGAGUCAUGAUCUACCAGUUCGACUCCAACUUCAACGGCAAGGUCGUCACCGAGCUCGUCGACACGUCCCAAACCAUAGAUCUCUACAAGGGACUUCACUUUCCCGCCAGCGACAUCCCCGCCCAGGCGUUGAACCUCUACAAGGUCAACAAGGUGCGUCUUCUCUACGACCGGGACCUUGAAACGGCCAGGAUUGUCUGCCGCACCCAAGGAGACUUGGAGGUGGCCCUCGACAUGACGCACGCCUACCUGAGGGCCAUGUCGCCCAUCCACCUCAAAUACUUGGCCAACAUGGCCGUCCGAUCGUCCAUGUCCAUCUCCAUCGCCGCCUUCGGCGAGCUGUGGGGCCUCAUAGCCUGCCACUCCUACGGGCCUCGCGGCAUGCGCGUCUCCUUUCCCAUAAGGAAGUUGUGCCGCCUGGUGGGGGACACUGCCUCUCGAAACAUCGAACGACUCUCGUACGCCUCAAGGCUGCAGGCCCGCAAGCUGAUCAACACCGCCCCGACGGACAAGAACCCCUCGGGCUACAUCGUCGCCUCGUCCGAUGACCUCCUGAAACUGUUCGAUGCCGACCUGGGCCUGCUCUCGAUUAAGGGUGAGACGAAGAUCCUGGGCUCCGUCGAGGACAGCCAGGAGGUGCUGGCGUUGCUCGAGUACCUGCGCAUGCGCAAGUUGACCUCCAUCUUCGCCUCCCAGGCCGUCGGCCAAGACUUUCCUGACCUGUGCUACCUGCCCGGCUUUCAAAUCAUAGCAGGCCUGUUGUAUGUGCCUCUGAGCGUCGGCGGCCUGGACUUCAUCGUCUUCUUGCGCCGAGGGCAGGUGAAGGAAGUAAAAUGGGCUGGCAACCCGUACGAGAAAACCAUCCGGGAGGGCACCGCAGGGUACUUGGAACCCAGAAGCAGCUUCAAGUCCUGGCACGAGACCGUCGUCGGCACUUGUCGCGAAUGGACCGGGGAGCAGGUCGAGACGGCCGCGGUCCUCUGCCUCGUUUAUGGUAAAUUCAUCGAGGUCUGGAGAGAGAAGGAGGCGGCGAUACAGAGAAGCAAGCUGACGCGCCUGCUCCUUGCCAACUCGGCCCACGAAGUGCGAACUCCGCUCAACGCCAUCAUCAACUAUCUUGAAAUUGCGCUCGAAGGCACCCUUGACACGGAAACUCGGAAGAACCUCAUCCGUUCCCAUUCGGCCUCAAAAUCUCUCAUAUACGUUAUCAACGACCUGCUUGAUCUGGCCAAGAUUGAGGAGGGCCAAGAUUUGGUCAAGGAUGAGAUUUUCGACUUGAUGGCAUGCAUCCGGGAAGCGACCGAUCCGUUCUACAUCGACGCGAAGCGCAAGGGGAUCCAGUACGAGGUAGCAUCCCACCCGGGCCUCCCUAGGUUCGUCCACGGCGAUGGGCGGAUAUUGCGGCAAGCGAUCAGCAACAUCACGGCGAAUGCCAUCGCCCACACCAAGGUCGGUUCGGUUGAAGUCGAAGUUUUGGUGUCAGAAAUCAGGGAUAGGCAGGCCAGUAUCGAAAUAAUCGUCGCUGAUUCCGGUGCGGGAAUGAGUGCGAAGCAGCUGGAUGCCCUGUUUCGUGACCUGGAGCAGGUUAGCAGCGAAGAAGCGGAACAGGUGGACACGUCGCCAGACCUGUCGGCGAAAGCAGACAAACCGCGAACCCUUGGCCUCGGACUCGCAGUUGUGGCCCGCGCCGUGAGAAAUAUGGAUGGCCAACUGCGUCUGAAGUCGGAGGAGGGACAGGGCACGCGGUUCGUCGUUCAGCUGCCAUUCUUGUUGCCCGACGAGUCAUCUACCUCCAUGGCCAGUUUCCACACUAGCCCCUUGUCGCAUUGCGUCACCAUCGCUUCGGAUUCUGCGACCGCACCGGCAGGUGAAAUGACGCUCAUUGACCGCAGCCGAGCCAUCAAUGUGGUGCACGGCGAGGAGAAGACCGAUGGAAAGGAGGCCGUUGCAGGAAGUCAGCCCACCAUUGGCAGUUUGUCUAGUCAGGCAAGCCGCCGGAGUGGCGCUGACCGGCUCAUAAACGCCAUCCAGACGCCAUUGCCUUUCAAUGAUGCUCAGGGGGAGGAGAAUUUCACGAGCCAUCGAGACUCGCAAGAUCCCAUCCGCUCCGGUUCCAGCUGGUGCGCCGCGUUGAAGGCGAAUGAUGGGGCCGGCUUUGUACUACCCCCAAGUGUCAACUCGCGAGCAGCCAUCCCGUCAGCUUCUGCUCGCCCUCACCAGAAACAGACUACACUUGAACCGGGAGAUGCCAAGCCGCAUGUUCGGGCCAUCAAGGUUCCGGAGGAAUAUACGGAUAUUCCGGCGGCAUCGCGACAGAAUGAACAAUCGCGCGUGCUACUUGGCAUAGCAAGUGGCAAUGAGAUCGGGGAUGGUCCGGCCAAGACCGAAACACGAAAUGGCGAGAUGCACAGCAGUGCGCCGAUGCGCGCCCUGGUCGCCGAGGACAAUCCGAUCAACAUGAAAAUUCUGCAGAAGAGGCUCGAGAGAACCGGUCACGAAGUAUACCAUGCUGUGAAUGGCGAAGUCUGUGCUGCAUUGUUCAAGGAUGAACCCUCCAAGUUUGAUAUCAUCCUCAUGGAUAUGCAGAUGCCUAUUGUCGAUGGACUUGCAAGUGUCAAGAUCAUUCGCUCUAUCGAAAACUCGACGGAGCACAAGGGACACUCAAAACUCGCAGAAAUUAACGGCCGCAUCCCGGUCUUUGCCGUCUCUGCCUCAUUGGUCGAAACGCGAAUACGGACGUAUGUCGAUGCUGGAUUUGACGGGUGGAUUUUAAAACCAAUAGACUUUGAUCGACUGCACACGCUGCUCAAGGGAAUAUACGAUUCGCAGACACGGGAUUCCUGCCUGUACAUUCCGGGACAGUGGGAACGUGGCGGUUGGUUUUUAUCGCGAAAUGGAAACGAGGGCGAUGAUGACUUGCAGAUUACGCCCAAAGCUGAUAUGACUACAACGAGGACUACCAGCGAGACGAACCCGAUCGCGCGAGAUCUAGCAUCCGCAGUGCAAGAUACUAGAGACAUCUGCGUUGAUGAACGGAAUUGA
Drechmeria coniospora is the source of this 4449-nucleotide messenger RNA. Its product is annotated as putative phytochrome-like histidine kinase. Gene Ontology annotation, biological process: regulation of DNA-templated transcription; detection of visible light; phosphorelay signal transduction system. Gene Ontology annotation, molecular function: protein binding; phosphorelay sensor kinase activity. The record is from RefSeq and is a predicted model, not a curated record. The coding region runs from base 1 to 4449 and encodes 1482 amino acids. The transcript has 3 exons. Lineage: Eukaryota; Fungi; Ascomycota; Sordariomycetes; Hypocreales; Ophiocordycipitaceae.